Molecule: messenger RNA, 2893 nt
Organism: Varanus komodoensis (Komodo dragon)
Lineage: Eukaryota; Metazoa; Chordata; Lepidosauria; Squamata; Varanidae
Gene: KIF18A
Product: kinesin family member 18A
Exons: 16
Coding region: 1-2760 (919 amino acids)
Biological process (GO): microtubule-based movement
Molecular function (GO): microtubule motor activity; microtubule binding; ATP binding
Source: RefSeq, a predicted model, not a curated record
AUGUCUGCUACCAUUCAAGAAGAUGUCUGCAGUCAUGUGAAAGUAGUCAUCCGUGUCCGCCCAGAGAGUCAAAAAGAGAGAGAUGGCAACUUCAGCAAAGUGAUCCAGGUUGUUGAUAAGCAUAUAUUGGUCUUUGAUCCCAAAGUGGAGGAAGUCAGUUUUUUUCAUGGAAAGAAACUUCCCUACCGUGAUAUUACCAAAAGGCAAAACAAGGAUCUGAAGUUUGUGUUUGAUGCUGUAUUUGAUGAAAAUUCUUCACAGCUGGAAGUAUAUGAAGAUACUACUAAACUUGUGUUGGAUGGCUUUUUAAAUGGAUAUAAUUGCACAGUGCUUGCAUAUGGUGCAACUGGAGCAGGCAAGACUCAUACAAUGCUGGGCACCUCGGAGGAUCCUGGGGUGAUGUACCUGACCAUGAUGGAGCUUUACAAUGCCAUUGAUCGGAUGAAAGAGGAGAAGCAUUGUGCUAUUGCAGUUUCAUACCUUGAGGUCUACAAUGAACAGAUACGUGACUUACUAGUAAGUUCAGGACCACUGGCUGUUCGAGAAGAUCCUCAGAAAGGAGUACUGGUUCAUGGGUUAACACUACAUCAGCCCAAAUCUGCAGACGAAAUCUUGCAAAUGUUGGAUUAUGGAAACAAAAACAGAACACAACAUCCCACUGAUGUGAAUGCCUCCUCAUCCCGGUCCCAUGCUGUCUUUCAGAUUUAUUUAAGGCAACAAGAUAAGACUGCAAGUAUCAAUCAAAAUGUCCGAAUUGCCAAAAUGUGUCUCAUUGACCUGGCAGGAUCGGAGCGUGUAAGCACAACAAAGGCUAAAGGAGCUCGCUUCAGAGAGGGAGCAAAUAUUAAUCGCUCUCUGCUAGCUCUUGGCAAUGUCAUUAAUGCCCUGGCAGACCCAAAGAGUAAGAAACAGCAUAUUCCUUAUCGGAACAGCAAGCUUACUCGUUUAUUGAAGGAUUCUCUGGGAGGAAAUUGCCGUACUAUAAUUAUAGCUGCCAUUAGUCCUUCUUCUCUCUUCUACGAUGACACAUAUAACACACUUAAAUAUGCCAACCGAGCCAAGGACAUAAAAUCUUCUCUGAAGAGCAACGUUGUGAGUCUGGACAGCCAUAUAAGUCAAUAUGUUAAGAUUUGUGAAGAACAAAAGAAAGAGAUCCUAAUGCUGAAAGAGAAAUUGAGAGUCUAUGAGUCAGAAAAAUUGUCUGUUCCCAGCAAUCCCGACACAGCUGUGCUUACAAAGGAACAACAGGUGGAGAUACCAAGGUUUAGAGAAAUUUUGAAGUGUGUGUUCGCAAAUCGAGAGGAAAUCAGGAAAGAGUUUCUCAAGCUGGAACUACAACUUAAGGAAAACGUGCUGAAAACCCAUUAUCAAAAACAUUGCCAUGAACAAAUUGAAAGGAUGUGCUCUCCAGACAGACUGGAAAAGGCAACAGGCAAACAUGAGCACCGGCUUGCUUUACUUAAAACCCGCCGUUUACAUAUGGAGAAGAAAAAAGAGGAAGAGAUGAAAUGCUUUGAGGACAACACGAAUUGGUUGCAUCGGUUAGAAAACGAAAUGCGUCUCCUGGGUCAAAAUGGCUGUAUUCCUCAGGAGCUCAGCAGAGAGCUGCAGUGCUGUCAUUUGAAGUUAGAAGUUAAGGACCUGAAAACUCAGAUUGAAUACAUGAGGACUUUAGCAUCCCUGCAAGAGCAGCAAAAGAAGCAGACAGAAAAGAUACUAAGUGCUCUGCUUCCUGUUCUACGGAAACAGUAUACCACUUUGAAAAUUGCAGGGUUAGCAAAUGGUGCCAUUGAGGAUGACUUCAAGGAGUUUGAACAGCUGAUUCACAGAGAGAAGGCUGUAGUUUGGGCUGACCAGAUGGUUGAAGAAGAAUCAAAACAAAGCGAUGAACCGAUAAUGUCUGCUGUCAUGGCAUUUCCACAACUUGUGAGCUAUCGGAAUACUCCUUGCCGAGUGUUAUCUGACAAAGUCAAGACACGUGCGCAAGGCGAGGCAGAAUGUAUACUUCCUCCGAACAAAAGGACAAGGCGAAAAUUGAUGGAGUCUCCCCUGACAGCACAGAGUCCUAAAAAUUCUGUUCAGUCAACCCCUAAUCACCUGAUGGAUUCUCUCAGUAAAGGACUCCAUCCCAUUGUCUAUACGCCAGAGGUUUGCAGAAAGCAGGUGGAGCACCUGUGUCCAAGGACUGUGGUAAAGCAAGUACUGAAUACAGCAAGACUUGAGGACAAGAACAGUUGCACUGUGCCAGUUCAGCUGCCAUUAAAGCAGGACAGCCCUGGGGACGCCACCUGUACCAUGACUCCUGCACGCGACGUGAACUCGACUGUUAUUCUUUACGAAAGUAACACGGACCGCACAGAGUGCCCUUCCGAUGCAUCUGAAAACAAACUGCAGUCAACCAGCAGCAGCAGCAGCAGCGUUUUACAAAGACUUGGUCUUCCUUCAUUGCUAAACAGGCAGCCAGGGUCCAUACAUGAGAAGCCAUCCUAUAUGGCCAUGACAUCUGCAGCUGAGAGGAAACGGAAGUUGUUAAGUUCAGGAUCAAGCAGUGGGUCAUCAAGUCAGCAAGGUCACAUGGACGCAAAACGUAUUAAGCAAGAUACCAUUUUAAGCAAUAAACCUCUAAGAAUACCUAAAACCACAGGAAUUAGAACAAGAAGCUGGAAGCAACAUGAUGGGCUAAGAAAACAUCUCAAAAGUAAUUUCAAGGAAAAUGCAGUAACAGGCAUGAAACCAAGAGUAUCCAAAAAAACAUUUUGAAUUGUAUAUCUAAGCUGACACUCACUAUGGUUUGUACAUAUUUUUAUUUAUCAGCAGGGGAGGAGAAAUAGAUGAACUUUCCAUCUGCCCUUUCUUUGUCUUACUUCUUUCUUAUUCACUGUGGCACUCUACU